UCACGAUUCUACGACUCCUCAGCUUUCCAACUUGCACCCUGUUGCAAUACAAAACAUAAAACAAAACCCCCCUCAAGAAUCACGGACCGUCUUUCAUGACUUCUUUCCCCCCUACUCACAAACAAAUUCACCAAUCAUUCUGUCGGCAUGGCUGACCAGUGCAUCAUCUGUCUUGAGGAGUUGGAGGAGACGGUUCCUGCCGCUAGUAUUCACGAUGAUCUUCAACAUGCGAGAGAAGUGACGGAGCCGCUUUCAGACCUUACCCUCGCAACACCACAUCCCGAACCCCCCAGUGUUCAACAACAUAUCGCCGUUAUCAAGCCAUGCAAUCAUAUCUUACAUGAUGCAUGUUUGAGGGAAUGGUCUCAGAAGGCUAAUAGCUGCCCGAUUUGUCGCCAUGCCUUUAACUCUGUGUACGUACUGGACAAAGUCGGAGGCAACCAAAUUUCAGAAUACGAAGUCAAGGAUAAGAAGCAAGUCGCCGAGUUCGACCCCAGUGUGUGGGCUGCGGAGAACUCUGAGGAUAUUCUAGAGGAUACUUCAGAGGAAGAUAGUACUCCAUGUCCGCUGUGCGGACAGUCUGACCAAGAAGAUGUCUUACUCCUCUGCGACAUAUGCGAUGCUCCAUACCACACAUACUGCAUCGGCCUUGAUCGGGUCCCAAGCGGCAACUGGUACUGUAUGGAAUGCGCGGAUCACGCACCAGUCGCGGAACCGUGGCAGGCGCCCGCACGAGGAGGCUCAUUGUCUCAACGACCUUUCCCGAGAACCCAAGCCAGUGUUCGCCGUCAUCGUCGCCGCGUGAGAGCCGGUCAGUGGUUUGGAGCUUGGAGUAGUAUCAGCAACACUGUCCAUGCCGCUGUGGGUCUGGAUCUCGACUUCUCAGAUGACGACCAGUCCAUGGCCAGCUAUAGACAACAUCAGCGUCGUACCUCCAACGAAAGAAGAGAAUUUGAACGAUGGCAACGGCGCCUGGAUAUUGCAGGUCGUCAAGGCGCUCGAGAAGUAUUUCGAAAUGCAGCUCCUGUGCUUCGCGCUCGAACGCCCCAGGCAUCCCCUGAGGAGGCCAGAGCUUGGGGUGAUCUCGAAAGGGCGAAGGAGAUGGACACUACUAGCCCUAGGAGUAGAAAAAGAAAAUCGAAGUCAGCGAGCGCCUCGCCUGAGCCAUCUGAGCCCCCCAAGGAACCGGAACGGAAGUUGAAGCGACCACGGACCCGAAGAGUUCUAGAUAGUGCGAGCUCAUCGUCCGCAUUGCCGUCGCACUCAGGCCGAGAAGCCAGCAAUCAUGGAAGUCCCUCCCGCCCACUCAUCGACACAAAUAGCGAACCUUCAUUCUUGACAUCACUCCUGAGAGAAGUUGAAAACGCUACGUCGGACGACGGAUCCGCUUGGAGCUCGUCGACAGCUUUUCCAGCCCGAGUUACCAGCCCACCCAUUGAUUACUCCUCGCCUGCCGCAUCGCCCUCACCAUCCUCAUCGACAUAUCACACCCCACGGGCCAUGUCUAUCACCCCACCACCACACAUUUCGAAACAAUCUGGCUCUCCCCUUCCUCUUACCUCCCGGAUCGAGCCAAUAUUUCCUCCUGCGGACUAUUCCCCGAAUCGCUCUGCUCCUUCUGACACCACGCAAAGACACAAUCAUGAGUCGGCUUCUUCUACAACCGAAAUCAGACACCCAAGACCUAGAAGACAGGAACCCGUCAGACUCCCUCGUUCCAAUGGAACAUCACCUGCAAGAGCAGCUAUGUCGAUGGAAGCCAAAGAGAGCAUCAACAAGAUUGUCAAAUCGGCACUUGCACCACACUGGAAAUCCGCUGGGAUCACCAAAGAACAAUACGCCGAUAUCAAUCGCGACGUAUCGAGAAAGCUGUAUGAGAUCGUUGCAGAGAACUACUCUAAUGAUGAGAAGGACCGCUGUGCGUGGCAGGAGAUAGCUACUCAUGAAGUGGCGAGUGCUGUAAGAUCAUUAACGGCGUGAUGACAUACUGAAACGAUAACGCACUUACGACAUUGGGCGGGGAACUGGUCUGGAGAACAUAGGCGCAAUACUUUGAGAUACCCGGUACGGAUUGGCACAUUGGGCGGUCACAUGGUAUUUUGCAUUUAAAAGGUCCUUGUACUUGGGGUAUCAUCAGUCUUUAGACCGGGCGUCUAACGAUGGACCCCGUGGCG
This is a messenger RNA of Amorphotheca resinae ATCC 22711, 2174 nucleotides long. RefSeq lists its product as hypothetical. Lineage: Eukaryota; Fungi; Ascomycota; Leotiomycetes; Helotiales; Amorphothecaceae. The record is from RefSeq and is a predicted model, not a curated record. Bases 148 to 1980 code for a protein of 610 amino acids. The transcript has 2 exons.